UCGGCGGAUUGGUUUGACAGUAUAAACGUAGCAGUCCACGUAAGCAACUGGACUAACUUGUGGGCUUGAUUUGCUUAAAGAGGUGCAGAGAUUUUGUUGUGUUAAACUGUCAUCAGAUUUUUUUUUUCUUUUCCGAUCUUGAUAUUUCAGAUCGCAGAGAUCGCGCUAUCGCUGUUUGCCGCCGACGGAGCCAUCACUUGUUGGUUGUUUUUUGUUUGGGGCUUCGCUGUUUAGUGGCCUCGGUUCUCCAUUGUUCUCAUCUUUGUUGUCAUUCGGAUCGCCUCAACAAUCUCUCUCUCGGAACAAAGUUGUUUGCGCCGAGAGGAACUGAGUCAAUUGCCAGUUUUUUUUCACCGACGACUUUCAAUUUCCGGUCUCCGAGAAGUCUGCAGAGACUAAUAGUGCUGUUUAUCCCAUCGACGACCCCUCUGCUGCUGUCGCCAGUUGUCGUCGGUUGUGUACUUGCCGUUUGUAACUGUUUUUGUGAUCUGUGUCUUCGUUUGGGGCUGAUUGCUUGGUCCUUUGCCAUCGACUGGUUCUUCUCUAUUGCCGAGAGAGAGUUGCAGAGGCUGCCGUGUCCUAGUCGUAGGUGAGCCGCAGUUUGGUGACUGAAAUUGUGAAGAAGAUGAAGGGUGUUUGGCUACACGCGCAUUCUUUUUGCCAGCUAGACGCCACCUAGGAUUCUGCCUAGGAAAUCGGCCAAACCCAUCGGCGUAAAUAUCAUUUUCCAUAUAAUAUAUAUAUCUACGCGUAUAAUCAAUGAAAGAACACUGAGCAAUCUAGCCGAAACUGUCCGUCUUAUUUCCACUGAAGUCCCUCCUCUAAAGGUUCGAAACCCUAAUUCAUGCAAGGACUCCAAUUGAAGACAGUUUUGAAUGAUCUUCAGAUUCGAAGGUAGAAGAGUCGAUGGAAUCGUAAAGGUACAAUCUUUCGAAAAAAUAUUUAAGGUACAGUACAACUGAGGCUCUAAAUGUGUGUGUGUGUAUAUAUAUAUAUAUGUGCGUAUGUGAUGAUACUUCAUUGUCUCAAUUGGAAUAAAAAAGAAUCGCCUUUUUGUUCCUUAUUCGAAUAAUAAUGGACUUCUUUCCCGAUGAUGUGCUGGUUGAGAUACUGUGUCGAUUGCCGGAAAAGCCUCUGACUAGGUUCAAAUGUGUAUGCAAAUCAUGGGAUUAUCUGAUCUCUGUGUUUUGCUUGCCCAGAGUGUCUCUUCCUCUCUGUGGCCUUUUCUUCCGUACUUAUGCUCUCCCACCUCAUAUGCCCCUUAUAACCACACACGCCAGGCGCCCAGUAUGGGAUGCAUUUUUAAAGCAUUUGGGGCGCUUUGACAACGAAGAGCUUAUUGAUUAUGUUUCUGUAGAAGACAACAGUGGCAUUGAUGGUGGUGGUGGAGGAGGAUUUGUUGAUUCUGAAUUUUUGGCUAACUUGUCGUUCCAAAAGACUAAUGCAAAUGACUUUCUUGAUAGUUGCAAUGGCUUAUUUUUGUUCUUCAAUUCCUUUGAUUUCCGGUACUAUGUGUGCAACCCUGUGAUGAAGCAAUAUGUGCCGAUUCCCAAAGCUCGCUGCCAUCAGCAGCAUCAUUGCUAUGCAGCAUUGGCUUUUAACCCAUCCGAGUCCCUUUGCUACAGAGUUGUACGCAUUGCAAGAUGCAAAAUGGAAAAUAAACUUGUGUUGGACAUAUACUGUUCUAAUACUGAACAAUGGGUUAGACACCGGGUACAAAUUGAUUCCUGCAUUAAUGGGCGCUCCUGGAUAAGGCAUGCUGUUUACUUUCUCGGUGCACUGUACCAGUUAUCUUUGUCUAAGCACCUUUUGAGGUUUGAUCUCAAUGAAGUCGGUGUUCAUGCUGUUGAGCUCCCAUUGACAGAAAGUGAAAAUCGAAAUCUAAUUGGAUGUAUUGGGGUGUUGAUGGGCCGGCUAUGUUAUGCGAAGAAAACCCCCACCACGUUGUUCAUUUGGUCACUUGAAAGAGACUGUAAGGCCAUGGAAUGGGCUUUGAAGUAUAGGAUCAACAUGGCUAGUUUAAUAAAUGAUUUGGUGCUUUCUAAAGGGCUUUCUCGUUCUCGGUUUUUGUGGUUUCAGCCCUUUGCUUUUCAUCCGACUUCUGAUGUUAUCUUCUUGAGCAUUCCGCUUAGGAUCCUGAGUUAUGAUCUCAAAAGGCAAAGGUUAGAAGAGGUGUACAAACCAAGGGAUGGCGUAAUAGUAGAAGGGCGAUAUUAUCCAGGCUUUACUUGUUUUCGUCUCCUGGUCUCCCUAAACCAUUUGGGCAAGAUCCAGUAUAGAUCAACUCAGCUAACAUCUAUUUCACAAGACAUGAAGAUUUUGAGUUUGGAAAUGCCAUCUGAUGAAAUACCCAAUGAAGGUGCAUGACAAAUGGAACCCCACAUGCUAGGAUGAUUGUCCUAUGAAUUUGGUGUAUGGGAUUUAUGUUAAAUUAUCCUAAUUAAAAUGCGUAAGGUAAAACUAUGUUAUAAGAUGUGUGUGUUAAAUUAUGGAACUGAAUAAUUUUAAAAAAUGUAAUGUUUAUCUUUCAUGCUUCAAUAAUUAUGUCUGGAGUGUUAUAAUAAUAAUUUUUUAUUUUCUCAA
Messenger RNA from Cornus florida, 2583 nucleotides. RefSeq names its product F-box protein At5g07610-like. The record is from RefSeq and is a predicted model, not a curated record. Gene Ontology annotation, molecular function: protein binding. The transcript has 2 exons. The coding region runs from base 1075 to 2367 and encodes 430 amino acids. NCBI's taxonomy places the organism in Eukaryota, Viridiplantae, Streptophyta, Magnoliopsida, Cornales, Cornaceae.